UCAAACAAGCACAAAGAAAGCAGGAGAAGAACAUCUGAUUUUAUUUAUCUAUUUACCUAUCAAUAUCUCAUGAAAUUCCACAGAGAGAUGUCUGAUAACUUAUAUUUGAUCACCACAGAAUGACCCCUACCUCUAAUGGGCCACGUAUAAUUCAAAAGUGACGUCGAUUCAAUCCAAAAUAUUUUCGUAAAAUCCUCUGCUCUGCUGACUGCUGUAUAUUUUCGCGUGCAAUUUUACAGUGAAACAGUCGCCAGUGCAGCCGAAAGCACUGUUGAAACUUCGAUUUAAAGUUCUGAUCAGGCCACAUAAAGAAAGAAGAAUUAACGAUGCCAAUUACAAGAGAAAACUUUCUUGGCUUGGGAAGUUUGAAUCUUCCGAUUUUAGGGAAGCAGCAGCAAAACAACAAGGGCAAUGGUGGGCUAAAGCGAAUGGCUGAGAAGUCACCGCCAAUGAAGCAAGCAAAGAAAAGAGCUGCAUUUGGAGACAUCACAAAUAAAGAGAAUGCAAAAAUUGACAACAAAGAUCAAAAGAAAAAGCCAACAAAGCUUGUUAAAAAGACGAUUACUACGCGUUCGCGAAAAGCAAAGAAUAAAUCCAAGGACGAGAUCGAAAUUUGCUCAUCGUUGGAGAGCUCACAGUCCAGCAAAUCGUCCCAGGAGUUGACCAGCUCGCAGAGCCAGGACACUUGCACCAGUUCCCAGAGUUCGCAAGAGGUCAUCAGUUCACAGUCCAGUACGACCUCCAUUGAAUCGCAGAAGAGCGUGGUCGACGAUGACACAGUUGUUUCUAGCCGAGAGGAACCUGCUGAGGAUGCGGUAAAGAGUGAAGAGUCGGAUGGCCACAACUUGGAGAUAAUUGACAUUGACAAAGAGAAUGUCGGUGAUAGCUACCAAUGUCCCGAGUACGCCUACGAUAUAUUUGAAUACUACAAGGAGCGGGAGAUCUCAUUCAUGGUGCAGCCGUACAUGGAAAGGCAGCCGGAAAUCAACAAUUCAAUGCGAGCCAUCGUUGUCGACUGGCUAGUUGAGAUACAGGAGAACUUCGAACUCAACCACGAAACAUUAUACCUGGCCAUCCGCCUUGUGGAUAAAUACCUCGAGAAGAGUGUCAUAAAGCGAGAACAACUCCAGUUGGUCGCCAGCACAGCUUUGUUCAUUGCUUGUAAAUUUGACGAACGUGUUCCUCCCCUCCUAGAUGACUUCUUGUACAUCUGCGAUGAUGCGUACACCCGCGCCGAACUCACAGAGAUGGAGAGGAACAUUUUGAAGAGUAUUGGGUUCGAUCUUGGCAUUCCAUCCUCGUACCGUUUCCUUCGUCGAUAUUCGAAGUGCUGCAAAUGUAACAUGGAGACAUUGACAAUGGGCCGUUUCAUCCUCGAGAUGUCCCAGAUGGACUAUGAAUACUUGACAUACAAGGAGUCCGAGAUGGGAGCGGCCUGUCUCUACCUGGCUCUCAAAAUGAAGAAAACGGGAGAUUGGACGCCCACCCUGAUCUACUACACUGGCUACAAAGAAGAACAGAUCCUUCCUCUUGUCAGGAAACUCAAUGCCAUGGUGGGAGCAACGACAUCAAAGUUCUAUUCAAAAACAAUAAAGACCAAGUAUUCGCACAAAGUUUUCUUCGAGGUAGCAAAGAUGCCUCCUCUGGACAUAUGGAACUGAGCUAGGAAUCACCACGAUGCUGGAUUUCCCCUGUUGGCUCAGGUGGACGAGUAAUCCGUUCAGAAUCAUGCUGUUUUAUUGCAUUUAUCAUGGGUUUAUUCCUGGGUGGGUGAACUGGCCAAAGUUAUUUAAGAACAAUUUUUUUUUGUGGUGGAAUUGAUGUCUCACGAUUCAUUCGAAGCGACCGGAUUUAGUCGUGACGUUUGCAAAAGGACGGCAUUUAUGUCUUUGGCCAGUCCACCAACCAACUCGUCGAUGCAUUUCAAAUUUUUAGAAAUCAUGCAUCAAUGUUUGUGUUGAUUUCAUGAUAUGUUUUAUUUUUUGGAAACAGAUGGUCUUGUCUGACAAGUUGACAACGACGAGUAACAAUGUUGAAAUGAAUUUUGUCAGCUAGGAUUUUAAUUCAGCGGGGCAUUUUAAUCAGUUUCGUCAGAAUGAAUGUUGUACUCCUGUCCAAACAAGCGAUAGUUUUGUGAAAAAAUGUGUUGAGAACCUUUUAUAAAUAACACAUUACUUGAAAAAAUGUGUUUUUGGUUUAAAAAGGAAGUGAUGAUGAAGUUAUUAGAUUCACAUUUACAUAAAAUGAUAGUAAAUUGAAAUGAAAAAUGCAAUGUUGACUGGUCUCAAUAAUUUUCUCCAAACUUUUUAAUGAUUUUAAAACUUAUAGUUAUACGCAAAGCAAUGAUUUUUACACCACGUCUGUUUUUAAGUGUAAUUAUUAGGAUUGUGGGGUUAAAUAUUUUACUUAAACGUUACAAUAGUUUAUAAAGCAGCCGAAGCGUAGAUUGUUAAGUCAUUGUUUUAUUCCUUGGUUGGUUACAGAUUUUCCUAAGUUGGGUGAUAAUAUAUUACUCACACUGGUUCAUCAAAUACAAUAUGUUAGUUUGAGGAGUCAAAACCGAACUGGCAUGAUUGGUUAUCUUACCAGACACAGGGAGGGUGGAUGUGCUCAAACACAGGCAGAAACCAAGAUGUUUGGAAAAAAUGAAGACUCCACAUGAGCUGUGGUUGGUGAGAGAAUCAAAAGCCAUACAUUUAGAGAGGUAUCAAUUUCUGCCUAAUUUUUUUUUUUGACUGCUUCCAUAUUUUGUACUAACCAAAAGCCAUAUGGCUGCAACACGCAAAAGCUACAGCCAAAACAAGGCAGUUUUUUCAUACAUUGUAACCAGGUAUUUUAAAAAGAAAAGGAAAACAUUAACUCAUAACCCAGGGACAUCAUAAACCAGAGGAUGUAUUGAUUCUCACAACCAGAAGACAUUUUGACCUGAGAAUGUUCUGAUUCUCAUUAUAUUUUAACCUGAGGAAAUUUUGAUUCUCAUUUCCCAGGGACAUUUUCACCUGAGGAUGUUUUGAUUCUUAUAAAACCCAGUGACAUUUUGACUCGAGAGUGUUUCGAUUCUAAUUACCCAAGGACAUUUUGACCUGAGAAUGUUUUGAUUCUUCAAACGCAAGGAUGUAUUGAUUCUCAUAACCCAAGGGCAUUUUGACCCAAGUAUGUUUUUACUGGUAUUACCAUGGUAACUGUCGCUGGUCUUUUUUGUGUGUGUAUAAUUGUGAGGAACUAGGUGUUGGAAUGAAACUUGGAAUGUGUGGAGAAUAGCAAGAUUUUGAUAGGCCAGUGACAACCCCUGGGAAAAUGACUGGAAUAAUUUCCAUGCCUGGAAGAAGUUUUGCAGUAAAGGGCAUUGCAAACGAGCAAUUUAUAUCACUGCAGCCUGCGAUCAUGAUUGCAUGUCCCAAAAAUCACUUGUUUGCAGUAGUCAUCUCAGGCGCCUGAGACACGAGUUGGUGAUCGCAACAUUCUGUGAUCAACAUCGGACCUGACGCGUAUUGGCUUUACCCGCGGGUGAGCGAUCUUUUUGUCACAUGUAGCAGCAAUUAUAAUUGAAAGUCGCAGCAACAAAAUCUUGCUCAUUUGCACGUCACUUAAGGAACCCAGUCUGGGUUCUUUGUCAAUAAGAGCUGUAUGCUUCCAAUGCUUUGUACAUUAGUUUAGUAAAACUAGAAAUAAAUAGUGAUGUAGUCUGUUUUU
Molecule: messenger RNA, 3693 nt
Organism: Lineus longissimus
Lineage: Eukaryota; Metazoa; Nemertea; Pilidiophora; Heteronemertea; Lineidae
Product: G2/mitotic-specific cyclin-B3-like
Exons: 9
Coding region: 327-1661 (444 amino acids)
Biological process (GO): regulation of cyclin-dependent protein serine/threonine kinase activity; mitotic cell cycle phase transition
Cellular component (GO): nucleus; cyclin-dependent protein kinase holoenzyme complex; cytoplasm
Molecular function (GO): cyclin-dependent protein serine/threonine kinase regulator activity
Source: RefSeq, a predicted model, not a curated record